This is a messenger RNA of Hippocampus comes (tiger tail seahorse), 2913 nucleotides long. It is a transcript of the gene hoxb9a, whose product is annotated as homeobox B9a. NCBI's taxonomy places the organism in Eukaryota, Metazoa, Chordata, Actinopteri, Syngnathiformes, Syngnathidae. Gene Ontology annotation, biological process: embryonic skeletal system morphogenesis; anterior/posterior pattern specification; regulation of transcription by RNA polymerase II. Gene Ontology annotation, molecular function: RNA polymerase II cis-regulatory region sequence-specific DNA binding; DNA-binding transcription factor activity, RNA polymerase II-specific. The transcript has 2 exons. Gene Ontology annotation, cellular component: nucleus. The record is from RefSeq and is a predicted model, not a curated record. Bases 119 to 958 code for a protein of 279 amino acids.
GAGGCAAAGUAGCAAAGGGCAGAUGAGGAGAAGAGGGAAAGAGGAAAAAUCUCCACAUGUCUAUCUUCUUGUUCUCCAUUUAGUGAACUCGUAGUGUUUUCACAGAGAAUGUCCGAGAAUGUCUAUUUCUGGGACUCUGAGCAACUAUUACGUGGACUCCAUCAUAAGUCAAGAAAGCGAUGAACUCCCGGCCCCAGCUCAUUUUCCCAACGUCCAGUUUUCCGGCUCCAGCUCCGCCGCCGCUGCAGCGGGCGGAAGACAGCCCGGCUCGGCGGCACCACCGGAGCAUCCGCUCCCCGAGUCAUAUCCGUCCUGCAGCUUCCAGCCAAAGCCCCCGCUCUUCUCAUCACCCUGGAGUCCAUUCAGUCCACAUCACCAUGGGGCGAGCGGUCUUCCGACGGUCUACCACCCGUACAUACCGACACAGCACGUCCCUUCCACGGACACUCGCUACCUCCGCUCGUGGCUGGAAUGCGCGCCGCCGCGCGGGUCCGACUGCUUCCCGGGCCAGGGUCAGAGCGGCCAGGUCAAACUGGAGCCCCAGCCCGGCCGUCCUGGCGUGGAGACCCCGACCAAAAUCGGCGGACAGAACCAGCUGGAGAGCGCUACUUACAUCCUGGAGUACCGAUCUGCGGCUCCGCCCGCCGCGAUGCCCGGUGUGGCUUUCGGAGAAAAUAACGACUCUUGCGAAGGGAGCGAAGACAAAGAGGGCCUAGAUCAAAACGACCCCUCCGCCAAUUGGUUACACGCGCGCUCCUCCAGGAAGAAGAGGUGCCCGUAUACGAAAUAUCAGACGCUGGAGCUGGAGAAGGAAUUUCUGUUCAACAUGUACCUGACGCGCGACCGGCGCCAUGAGGUGGCGAGAGCGCUCAACCUGACGGAGAGGCAAGUCAAGAUCUGGUUCCAAAACCGGAGGAUGAAAAUGAAGAAACAGAGCAAGGAUCAACCCAAGGAUUAACGGGAUUUACGCGAGCGUGUGCACGCACUGAAAAUACCACACAGACGGACUUGCACGCUCAUACAGUCUACGUUGUUCGACUAUAGUAACAUAACCUGCAACCUCAAAGGAAAUAAGAAAAAAAACGCAUUACUGCUGAUUCCAUUCUGUUUCACCCACACGACCGAUCGUUUGUUUUGUUACUUGUGCUUUACGGAUGAUCGCGUUUGGAAAGCAUGAUGUGUAUAUUUGGGAGUUAUCGUCUUCUCGGGAAAUUGACGGGUAUACACGGACUAUCCUCAUAGACAAAGAUGAUUUGUUUUUAGACUUGGACGGAGUAACACGCGUCCGUGCACUUUUGGUAUUUACUGUCGUGUCACUCGCGUCCGGGCGCACCAGGUGCGGAAACCAGUAAUUCGCGCAGUCAUGAAUAACGCCGAUACACACGCGAUCGUCACUGCCUCUCUUUUGCACGGGGAUUUUCCGUUUCUAAUACUUCCAUGAGUACGGAGCGGGUGGCACACGCUGAUAACAUAUUCUCGGUUUAGCCUUAGUAAUGAGCAGAUUUACAGUGUUGAAUCUUUUUACAACCGGACAGUUAAAAAGCUGUUGUAAAUUUAAUAUUAUCGACGCGUUCUUAAUUCGAUAUGGCAGGCGCUCAUUUCCUUAAAUUAAAAAUUAGCGAUGUUUCAUGAGUUGGUGGGGGGAUUUAGAUUUCAAAGGAUUUCAUUGUUAUUGUGAGCCACAGAGGCAAUGCGUCUGUCUUUGGUUUGCCCAGGCCACGAACAAGGGCUGUCGAAUUUUUUUUUUCCAAACUAGUUGCUGAUUUCCGAUGCUAUCGUACAAAACGAACCACACACUGAAAAAAAAUCUCUUCAAUGUCGCUGUUGCAUUUUCAGAAAGGCGCUCUAUUUUUAUACACUAAAUAAACAUCUGCUAUGCAAGUACAGUACUUUAAAAAUACAACAUCGGACUGAAGGAAGGGCCAAUCCAUUUCAAGAAAAUUUUUUUUCAAUCGCCGAAUUAACGUUAUUUUUCUGAUAAUGUCAUCGCUCGGGGCUGUAUAUGUCAACAUCAUUCAACAAAACAUACACUAGGUUUAUGUACAGUUUUAUUGAUCGGAGAGUUGAUGAAAAAGGCCACGUUAGAAGGUCAUCUUGUUUUAUGAUAUUUGAAGUGUUGUCGUAUUUAAAUGGCGCGCGGUGGCAGUUUUAUGGGCAGACCAUAAACAAGACAUCGGCGUUGGAGGCGAGUCUCUUGUCCACAAGUCUUUGCGAAGUGAAGCGCUCUAUCCAGACACUUGACGCACAGCGUCAAAUCCGAUAAUUCAGGUUCAAAUGUUUACAUUGUUUGCGCAUGCCUCAAGUCGCUCUUAUAUUUGCUAUGUUCGUUCACUCUUUGUCAGUGGCGAAACUUCCACAGGAUAAUGCUUGCAAAAAAAACAAAACAAAAAAAAAACAUUAAAGCUGUUUAAGAAUGUGAUAUUUCUAAUUUAUUGUACAUAAAGUGAUUAACUUGUCUUUUUGAGAAUGACUUCAAUGGUCUAAUUUGUCCUCUCGUGAAGCAAAAAUCCUAAUUUCCUUUUGAGAUUGUCGUUUUUUUUAAUGUCUGUGAGUCUAAACUAUCUCUUCUCGAGUCAGUCAUGCUUCUGCAGUUACUUGAUUGAAAGUUGACCACUACACUGAAAAGUAGUUUGACCCAGAUUGAAAUAUAGGCCUACUUUCAAUUAUUAUCUCCAUCGGCGGGCGCGUCAUAUUUACACUCCCUGUUAUGACUGAAGGGCAACGUUUACAAUUUUUGAUAUUUAAUAUCGUAUUCAACGCGGAAACUGUAAUCUGUGGUGAAGGUUGACAGGCGUCCCGCCUAAUCAUGGAGCUUUUAAACCCCCCCCAUAAAUAUGAUCGUCUCUCCCUUUUUCAGCGUUGUCACUUGUUUCUCUCAUGCUGGAUUUCUAUUAAAGAGACUUAAUUAAUUUC